Messenger RNA from Cydia strobilella, 1264 nucleotides. It is a transcript of the gene tzn, whose product is annotated as hydroxyacylglutathione hydrolase, mitochondrial. NCBI's taxonomy places the organism in Eukaryota, Metazoa, Arthropoda, Insecta, Lepidoptera, Tortricidae. The record is from RefSeq and is a predicted model, not a curated record. The coding region runs from base 157 to 1059 and encodes 300 amino acids. Gene Ontology annotation, molecular function: hydroxyacylglutathione hydrolase activity. The transcript is spliced from 5 exons.
UCAAGAUGAGUUAAAUGAUAACGAAAAUUUAGUUGCAAAUAUAAAUUUAAUUUAGCCGAUGAAGAUUUCAUUUGUCUCAAUUUGAACAUAUUCGGUCAAUGUUUAUUUGCGAACCAAAUUUCGCAGUUGUUGCUAUCUUUUUUCAAAUAGUCAUUCAUGCUGUCGCGACUCGUAAACUCUUUGCCGAACGGCUUAUCUCAGCAAAUAACUAAACUAUAUUUUCAAGCUCUUGUCCGGAACCAGAGAGGGACUCACAGUCAGGCAGAAUACCAUCAGUUCAAAAACAUGGAUGUAAAAAUCUUACCAGCGCUUCAAGACAAUUACAUGUACCUUAUCAUUGAUAAGGCUACAAGAGAAGCAGCCAUUGUGGAUCCUGUUGAUCCUAAGUCGGUUGUGUUGGCUGUGCAGGAGCAUAAUGCUAAUUUGACUACUGUGUUGACUACUCAUCACCACUGGGAUCAUGCUGGAGGCAAUGAAAACUUAGUCAAAAUGGUCCCUAACCUGCUAGUGUAUGGUGGUGAUGAUCGCAUUGGAGCAUUAACUAACAAGGUUCAACAUCAGAGCAAGUUCAAUAUUGGCAAUUUGAAUGUACAGUGCCUUUUCACUCCAUGCCACACUGCAGGUCAUAUCUGUUACUUUGUCAGUGCCCCUGAAGAAGGGAGUGAUCCUGCUGUAUUUACUGGAGAUACUCUAUUUCUUGGAGGUUGUGGUAGAUUCUUUGAAGGCACUGCUGACCAGAUGUACAGAGCUCUAGUGGAGAUUCUGUCCAAGCUCCCAGAUCAAACCAAAGUAUUCUGUGGCCAUGAAUAUACACUCCAAAAUUUGAAGUUUGCAUCCUUUGUUGAGCCCGAAAAUGAAGAAGUAAAGAAGAAGAUUGCGUGGUCUGAACAUAUAAGGACGCUAGGAAAACCAACUGUACCAUCAACAAUAGCUGAAGAAAAAUUGUACAACCCUUUCAUGAGAGUGAUGGUGUCUACGGUAAUGCAGCACGCCAAGACAACUGAUGUCAUUGAAACCAUGAAAGCAAUCAGACUGGAGAAGGAUAAUUUCAAGGCAUAAACCAAACCAAGUGAUGAUAGAAAGAUAUUUUCAUAUAUUUUUAGCAAAUGUGUUAUUUAAAUUAAACUUCUGCAUUUAAAGUAAAAUAUUUGUAAUAUUGAUAACUCUAGUAAAGCUGUUCAAAGCAGGUAUUUCUUCAGCUCAAAUAACAAUUAUAGGUUGUCGAGUAUCCACCAGGGGCCCAUUUCUCAAACGGUAUUAGUCU